GCGUUGUGCCUUAAAGCUUUCACGUUGUGGUCCUGAGCUCUCAGACUCUACCUGCUGUGGGAUUUCUUUUGAAAAUCUCUCCCUAGUGUUUAUUGUCACUGCAGCACAGAGGAGGAAGUUUGUCCCGCGCACUCAGGCGAUGGCGGAAGGCUCGUGCGCUUGAACGGACGCCGGACUGCUUUUCUUCUUUCUCGACCUUGUGCGGGGAGCAGACGCCGGUUUUCCCGCAGGCGCUCGUGCGGCGAUGCUGAACCUGCCCGCGAUGAUUGAGGUGUCGAUCCCGUCUCUGCACAGGGAAGUGGACGAGUCAGGGAAGUCACGCAAACUCUUCAGGUUGGAGAUUUUGUUCAAUGGAAGGAAGCACUUUGUUCUGCGGCGGCAGAGCGAUUUCCACAUGUUGCACCGGAAACUCAAGAAGAUCCUGCAGCUGCCUGAAUUCCCCAGCAAGAGGACCCAGCUGCGCACUAAACCCCUGGAGCAGAGACGGCAGGAGCUGGAGGACUACAUACAGGUGAUCCUGUAUAAGAAUGAAAUGGUUCCUCAGGAGCUGCUGGAUUUCCUGGAGGUGAAACACUUCCACACGGCAAACAAGAUCUGUGGUUUUCGUGAAGAACAGCAGAAGGACACACAAGAACAGGUGAAAAGCUGUGAGCUGCUCCAUCAGAGAGUGGUGGGUUUCUCAUGUGACCCCUAUCUCCUUGCCUCCGAGUCAGAUCUGCCGGACGUGGUUGUAGCCGGUGUCCUGCAGGGCUUCUUCCCCAGAGACAAUAAGGUGGGCUUUAGGACAUGCUCCAAGCCCAGCAUUAGGCAUGUUCGCAGACUUCCUUCUAUUCCCUCCAUCGUCAUAGACAGAGCCAGCCUGAGCUCAUUACCAGAAGCGCAGACAACCUGAGACACGGGACAGGUACCUUUUCCAACACUGACCAGACUGACCAGGGCUGGUGGAAAUGGUGCUUUUAUUAUUGGAAUAAAAUCCCUCAGCAUUGAUAUGGCUUCUGUUAGGGUCAUCUCUGUAAGGCAGGAAGGGGAAAGCCAGUACUGUUUACAUAUUCUGCUAGGUUUGGAACUUGGAGUGUUCUGGAGAUUUGGUAUCUCUCGCUCAUGCACUUUCAGUAUGCGCUUUAUCCUGGUCAGGGACACGGUGGAUCCUUUCCUGGAAGCACUGGGUGUGAGGCAGGAAUACACCAUGGAUGAGAUGACAAUCCAUCUCGGAGCACCAUGCAUGCGCACACAAACAUUCAUACCUUUAUCUUAGACAAUCCAACUACCAGCAUAUUUUUGGAAGAGAGGAAGAAACUGGAGAACUCAGAGGAAACUCACAUGGACACGGGGAGAACAUGCACAUGAACCCAAGUUCAGGAUCAAACCCAGGACCCCGGAACUGUGAAGCUACAGUGCUACCCGCUGAAUCUGAUUUAUGAUUAAUUUAACAUUCAUAUGAUAUUGAUGUAAUUUAUCUUCAAUGUUCUUUCAUCUUUAUUUUAAAGUUUUACUAAAAUUUGAGAAAUGUGAAAUGUGAAACCUGAGCUUGGCUCACUUCAGUAAACAUUAAAUAUAUAAUUUAUAUUACAGAAAGAAUAUUUCAGGUGAUUUUGACCAGUGUUUGGUCAAAAUUGUUUUAAAAAUGACUCAUUUACAAAAGAAAAUAUAAAUUUGAAAGCAUUUUUGUCCACCACAUUACCUCUAUAUUGUAUUUGCACACACCUGACAUUCAGAGGAUCCUCAAGCAUGUGAAGAGGCUUUUAUGUUUACUGUUUUAUUUUGUGUAUUUUAAGUACAUUUACAAUUGGUAUUGCUAUAAAAUAAAAAAAAAAGAUGGCCUGGGAUAAUGGAAUUAACAGAACAAGAGGGUAAGAGAACGUCUCUGUUGUAACUUGGAGGAGUUACAAGACUUCCACUGUAACAUCCGAAUCAAUGAAUGUUGAUUUAUUUCAUUCCUAGUCUGUUUGUACUAAUUUUAACAGUCAGUACUCUGCUAAUCCAUAAACUAAUCCACUCACUUCACUUAUAUUUAAACCCAUGUGGUUUCUUGUGUAAAUAUUUCCUAAAAGAAACAGUGAGUGUGUGUUCAUGGUCUGUGGUGUGAAUAUUAAAGUGAGGCACACAGA
Pangasianodon hypophthalmus (striped catfish) is the source of this 2108-nucleotide messenger RNA. It is a transcript of the gene snx22, whose product is annotated as sorting nexin 22. The transcript has 6 exons. NCBI's taxonomy places the organism in Eukaryota, Metazoa, Chordata, Actinopteri, Siluriformes, Pangasiidae. Bases 245 to 892 code for a protein of 215 amino acids. Gene Ontology annotation, molecular function: phosphatidylinositol phosphate binding. The record is from RefSeq and is a predicted model, not a curated record.